Messenger RNA from Pistacia vera, 1056 nucleotides. RefSeq names its product UDP-glucose flavonoid 3-O-glucosyltransferase 6-like. NCBI's taxonomy places the organism in Eukaryota, Viridiplantae, Streptophyta, Magnoliopsida, Sapindales, Anacardiaceae. The record is from RefSeq and is a predicted model, not a curated record. The transcript is spliced from 2 exons. The coding region runs from base 1 to 1056 and encodes 351 amino acids.
AUGAACAAGAAAGCUCAGCUUUAUUUCUAUACCAGGCAUCGGCCACCUCUUCUCCACCGUGGAGCUGGCCAAGCUCCUCGUCCACCACCUCUCAUCACCGUCCUCGUCAUGAUACUACCUCCUGACUCCAAAGUCAGCCUACCUCGACUCAGUCUCUGCAGCCAACCGUAUCAACUUCGUUCAUCUUCCCAACGAUCACAUUCCACUUCCUGGAUCCAACCCAGAAAAUUCUUGCCUUUAUAUAUUGAAUCUCAUAAACCCCACGUCAAAGCAGCUGUCUCUAAGCUUUUUCACUCCAAGUCAGCCUCCGAUGACUCACCCAGACUCACCGGGUUCGUUCUCGACAUGUUUUAUACAGUCAUGAUCGAUAUUGUUGAUGAGCUUGGAGUUCCGAGCUAUAUUUACUACACAUCGAGUGCAGGGUCUCUCGGUUUGAUGUUUCACGCGCAGGCUCUUUAUGAUGAUCAGAACAUGCACACCGCUGAGUUGAAAGACUCGGUUACCGAGUUGGAAGUACCGAGUCUAGUUAACCCAAUUCCUGCUAAAGUUAUGCCUUCUGCAUACUUGGAGAAAGAUUGGUAUAUGAUAGUGUUUGAGCAAGCAUGGAGGUUCCGAAGGGUUAAGGGACCCAUUUUGAAUCUUGAGGGUGAUAGCAUUGAUUUAGGGCCAGGUGGGUCCAAAACAAAAGCAGAAAUCAUGGAGUGGCUUGAUGAUCAGCCGCCAUCGUCGACUGUGUUCCUAUGCUUCUGGAGCAUGGGAAGUUUUGAUGAGGAUCAGGUGAAAGAGAUUGCAUGUGCGCUCGAGCAGAGUGGGUAUCGGUUCUUAUGGUCCCUACGUGAACCUUCACCAAAGGGUCAGUUCGCCAUACCAAGUGACUAUACAAAUCCAACGGACAUGCUGCCAAAAGGAUUUCUCGAUCGAACGGUCAAGAUUUGGAAAAGUAAUCGGAUGGACUCUACAAGUGUCAACCUUAGCCCACAAGGCGAUCGGAGGGUUCGUGUCACACUGUGGGUGGAAUUCUACACUAGAGAGCAUAUGGUUUGGCGUUCCAAUUAA